AUGUCUUCCCCAAACCUCUAUUUGAUCUUCGUCGUCACAUCGGUGUUGAGUUUCCAUUUAUGGAACUUAAGAUCUCAAGAAAUAACAUGCAACCCCGAUGAUUUGAAAGCCCUGAAUGGAUUCUCAAGCUGUCUGAAACCACAUGUUCUUGGAUGGAACAACAGCUCUGUUUCAGAUUGCUGCACUUGGACCGGUGUCACCUGUGAUAAUUCCUUGAGCAAAAGAGUGGUAGCUUUAGAACUCGCCUUAGACCAGCUUAGAAUUCUGAACCUUUUUCAUAAUUACAUUUGUGGUACCCUUCCGACUGAGCUGUUUCGCUUGAAGAACCUGGAAGUCCUCGACGUAAGUGACAAUGGUUUCAUCGGUAUAAUCCCAGAAGAACAUUUAUCAGGUAUCUGCUUCUAUGGUGAAGUUCCACAAGGUGUGGGAAACUGUACUUCAUUGCAGUACCUCUGGCUCAAUGGGAAUAAUUUCAGGAGCUUAACGAAAGGUAUCUUCCGCUUGCUGCAAGAUCUUAGGGUUUUAUAUCUUCAAAACAACAUCUUUUCCGGGCCGCUCAAUCACGGGAUCGGUUGUCUUUCUAGCCUUGUUGAAUUGGACAUCUCAUCCAAUUCAUUUUCGGGGGCUCUCCCAGAUGUGUUCGGCAGCCUAGGAAAGCUAGAGAAAUUCUCUGCAAGUUCAAAUAACUUCAAUGGAACUUUGCGGGUCUCGUUGUUCAACUCUCCAUUGAUUAUGAGCCUUGAUCUUCACAACAACAGCUUGAACUAUCCGGAGGAAGAGAUUCCCAGUGAUCCUGGUUUUCGAUUUGGGAGCCUCAGGGUCCUUAGCAUUGCCUAUUGUGAACUAAAGGGAUCGAUCCCACCGUGGUUGCUCGGCUGCAACGAGUUACAGUUCUUGGAUAUGUCAAGGAAACAUCUGGCCGGAACCAAUUCAUCGUGGUUCAACGAGUUCAAGUACCUUUUCUAUGUUGAUUUGUCGAAUAACUCAUUCACAGAUGGUGCAACGUUUCGUUACAACAACAUUUGGAGCUUCCCACCAACGUUAGACCUGAGUUACAACAUGAUAACCGGACCCGUUUGGCCGAGUUUCGGGGAUUCGAGAAGGCUUCAUGUGUUGAACCUCAAUGAGAACCGGUUGACAGGAUCGAUACCGGAGAGUCUGUCGGGAUUGAAAAGCUUGGAAGUUCUGGAUUUGUCACAUAACAGACUGUCUGGAAACACACCGAUUUCACUCGCGGAGCUGAGUUUUCUGUCGAAGUUUAACGUGGCAUAUAAUGAGCUUCAAGGGGAAAUUACCAUGGGAGGUCAGUUCAUGACAUUUCCAUAUUCAAGCUUUGAAGGGAACAGUGGACUUUGUGGGGGAACAUAUGUUCCAUAUCCGGUUCAACAUGGCACCAUUGAUGAAUCUACAGGUGAUGACAGAAUGACAGUGUUGGGUCCUCAGUUCGGAUAUGGAGUUGCUACUGGUUUUGUUCUUACAGUUACUGUCUGCUUUAUGUCUGGUUGGGUCCUUCCUUCCAAGAGACACAACAUUUGA
Molecule: messenger RNA, 1536 nt
Organism: Hibiscus syriacus
Lineage: Eukaryota; Viridiplantae; Streptophyta; Magnoliopsida; Malvales; Malvaceae
Product: phytosulfokine receptor 1-like
Exons: 5
Coding region: 1-1536 (511 amino acids)
Molecular function (GO): protein binding
Source: RefSeq, a predicted model, not a curated record